AUGGCCAUGCUCACAUUUGGUCCUACGAAACACAGUCGAUCAUCAAAACCUUUGAGCUCACCGAUGUGCCUCGAUGACUUCCAACUUCGAGUGGUCAACUGGAAUACAAGUGAAAAGGUCAAAUCAUUUGAGGCGCACCCAGACUAUAUCCGCGCAAUUGUCGUGCAUCCUGUCCUGAGUGUCGUCCUGACAGCCUCAGAUGACAUGACGAUUCGCAUGUUUGACUGGGAAAAGGACUGGCGGUGUGUGCGCGAGUUUGUUGGGCAUCAACAUUAUGUGAUGGGUCUUGCGAUCAACCCGAAGGAUACCAAUGUCUUUGCAUCAGCAUGCUUAGAUCGCACUAUCAAGGUCUGGAGCAUCGACAAUGCCACCGCUAAGCAGACGAUCGAGGCACACGAAAAAGGUGUGAAUCACGUCGACUACUACCCACACAGCGACAAGCCUUAUUUACUCAGCACUUCCGAUGACAAGACGGUCAAAGUAUGGGAUUAUACCACCAAGGCUCUCAUCGCAACACUCGAAGGACACACUAGCAAUGUCAGCUUCGCCUGCUAUCACCCUGAAUUACCAGUCAUCAUCUCCGGUUCCGAAGACGGGACCAUCAAGAUAUGGCAUGCCAAUACGUAUCGGUUAGAGCAAUCAUUGAGCUAUGGCCUGGAGAGGGCUUGGUGUGUUUCGUACCAAAGAGGAAAACAAGGCGUCGCAAUGGGAUUUGAUGAUGGUGCCGUUGUGGUGAAAAUGGGCAGAGAGGAACCAGCCGUGUCCAUGGAUGGAACGGGGAAACUCGUUUGGGCGCGACACAACGAGGUAGUAUCUGCUAUCAUCAAAGGAGGAGAUGCGACGCUCAAAGAUGGCGCACCUAUUGCUCUUCCGAGCAAGGAGAUGGGCACCACAGAAAUCUAUCCAACUACACUAUCUCAUUCACCCAACGGCAGGUUUGUCAGCGUCUGCGGUGACGGAGAGUUCAUCAUUUACACAGCGUUGGCAUGGAGAAAUCAGGCUUUCGGCUCAGCACUUGAUUUUGCAUGGGCAUCACAUCAAAAUCCAACCGAUUAUGCGAUCCGAGAAUCUAGCACCAGCGUCAAGAUUUUCAAGAAAUUGAAAGAAAGCGGAAGUCUCGAUGUCGGCUUUCAAGCUGAAGGCCUCUGCGGCGGUGCUCUACUCGGUGUCAAGGGACAAGGGGGAAUCGGCAUGUUUGACUGGGAGACCGGUACUCUCGUCCGGAGAAUUGAGGUCGAGCCUACUGAGGUUUACUGGAGUGAGUCUGGCGAACUAGUGGCCCUUGCCUGCUCCGACACCACCUACGUCCUCCGCUUCGAUCGCGAAGCCUACCUUGAUGGCCUCAACAACGGCCACGCAGAUGAGGACGGCGUCGAGGCCGCCUUUUCUGUGGUGACCGAUUUGCAAGAAUCUGUAAAAUCCGGCGAAUGGGUUGGCGACGCUUUCAUAUUCACCACGAGCACUCGUCUCAGUUACCUCCUGGGCGAACAAGUCGUGAACAUCGCCCAGUUCGACCAGCCAAUGUACCUACUACGGUAUCUGCAACGUGAUGAGCGCGUCUACCUCUGCGACAAGGACGUCGGCGUCGUCUCCUACAGCCUCUCUACUGCACUCCUCUCCUAUCAGACCCUCGUCCUGCGAGACGAACUCGACGCCGCGCAAGAACUCCUUCCUGAUGUCCCGCAAGAUCAAAUGAACAAGAUUGCACGUUUCCUCGAAGCACAGGGCCACAAGGAGCUCGCACUAGAAGUCGCCACUGAUCCUGAGCAUCGCUUUGAAUUAGCGCUGGGAUUGAACAAUCUCGCGAUUGCGUUGGAGAUCGCGAGGGAAUCAGAUACCCAAGCACGGUGGGCUUCUGUUGCUGACAAAGCCCUAGAAGCUUGGGACGUGAAACUUGCGGAAGAGUGUUUUACUCACGCAAAAGACCUUGGUUCUCUGCUGCUCUUGUACACAAGCUCUGGCAACAAGGAAGGACUACUCAAACUUGCGAAGCAGGCAGAAGAAUCGGGUGCCAACAACGUCGCAUUUGCUGCCCUGUGGUCCACAGGCGAUGUGGUAAGUUGCAUUGACCUUCUGAAGCGAACGGGAAGGAUCAGUGAAGCGGUGCUGUUCAGCCAGACGUACAAGCCGAGCUUGACCCAAGGGUUGGCGGUGGAGUGGAAAGACGGACUGGAGAAACAAGGAAAGGGCAAAGUCGCAAGGCUCCUGGGCAUCCCCGGAAAAGGCCAGGACGAAGAGUUGUUCCCCGAGUGGGAUGAAUAUAUCAAGCUAGAGGAGGAGGUUGAAAGUGGAAACGGCACAUCAGCACCUACCAAGGCACAAACCGACCUUCUUGAGUUGAACGGCGGUGCCGAGAAGGAGCACGAGUCAGAUGAGGCUGCGGAAACAAAUGGGGCAGCUGAGGCGGAUGGAGACGAGGAAUGA
This is a messenger RNA of Fonsecaea nubica, 2424 nucleotides long. RefSeq lists its product as hypothetical. The record is from RefSeq and is a predicted model, not a curated record. The transcript has 7 exons. The coding region runs from base 1 to 2424 and encodes 807 amino acids. Gene Ontology annotation, cellular component: COPI vesicle coat. Lineage: Eukaryota; Fungi; Ascomycota; Eurotiomycetes; Chaetothyriales; Herpotrichiellaceae. Gene Ontology annotation, molecular function: structural molecule activity; protein binding. Gene Ontology annotation, biological process: endoplasmic reticulum to Golgi vesicle-mediated transport; intra-Golgi vesicle-mediated transport; intracellular protein transport.